This is a messenger RNA of Sorex araneus (European shrew), 2745 nucleotides long. It is a transcript of the gene ERN2, whose product is annotated as endoplasmic reticulum to nucleus signaling 2. Gene Ontology annotation, molecular function: protein serine/threonine kinase activity; RNA endonuclease activity; ATP binding. The transcript is spliced from 22 exons. Gene Ontology annotation, cellular component: IRE1-TRAF2-ASK1 complex. NCBI's taxonomy places the organism in Eukaryota, Metazoa, Chordata, Mammalia, Eulipotyphla, Soricidae. The record is from RefSeq and is a predicted model, not a curated record. The coding region runs from base 1 to 2745 and encodes 914 amino acids. Gene Ontology annotation, biological process: IRE1-mediated unfolded protein response; intrinsic apoptotic signaling pathway in response to endoplasmic reticulum stress; mRNA processing.
AUGGCCAGCGCGGCCUGGGGGUCGUGGCCGUGGCCGUGGCCCCCGCCCCGGCUCAGGUUCCUGCUCCAGUUCGCAGCGCUGCUGGGGACAUUCGGGCUCCAGGUCCAGACCCUGGCGCCCGACAGCCUGCUGCUCGUGUCCACCCUGGACGGGAGUCUCCACGCACUGAGCAAGCUGACGGGGGACAUGCAGUGGACAUUGAAGGACGAUCCCAUCAUCCAGGGCCCCAUGUACGUCACAGAAACGGCCUUUCUCUCGGACCCGACCGACGGCAGCCUGUACAUCCUGGGGACGCAGAAGCCGCAGGGAUUAAUGAAGCUGCCGUUCACCAUCCCCGAGCUGGUCCACGCCUCGCCCUGCCGCAGCUCGGAUGGGGUCUUCUACACAGGCCGCAAACAGGAUGCCUGGUUCGUGGUGGACCCCGAGUCAGGGGAGACGCAGAUGACCUUGACCACAGAGGGGCCCUCCACCCCCCGCCUGUACCUCGGCCGCACGCAGUACACGGUGACCAUGCAUGACCCCCGGGCGCCAGGCCUGCGCUGGAACGUGACCUUCCGCCGCUACUCGGCGCCCCCACUGGACGCCUCGCCUGGGAGAUACACGAGCUACCUGGCCUCAUGUGGCACUGGCCUGCUGCUGGCCGUGGACCCGGGCAGCGGCAGGGUGCUGUGGACCCAGGACCUGGGCGUGCCUGUGAUGGGCACCUACACCUGGCACCAGGACAGCCUGCGCCAGCUGCCCCACCUCACGCUGGCGCGGGACACCCUGCACUUCCUGGCGCUCCGCUGGGGCCACAUCCGCCUGCCCACCUCGGGGCCCCAGGACACGGACACGCAGCUGAUGAGGACACUCUACGUUGGGAAGCAUGAAGUCGGCUUCUACGUCUCCACCGUGCUGGUCCACACAGGGGUGGCCCUAGUGCCUCGAGGGCUGACCCUGGCUCCCACAGACGGCCCCACCACCGAGGAGGUGACGCUCCAGGUCUCAGGGGAGCGAGAAGGCUCGCCCAGCACCGCCGUCAGAUACCCCUCGGGCAGCGUGGCCCUCCCGAGCCAGUGGCUGCUCAUCGGACACCACGAACUCCCCCCGGUCCUGCACACGACCAUGCUAAGGGUGUACCCCAGCCCGGGGAGUGGGGCGCCCGAAAGCAGAACCUCAGAGAGCACCCAGGCCCCAGCACCCUUCGUGGAGUUCCCAAGCCUGAAACGGGAGGAGCUGCGGGACCUGGAGCUUCCCCCUACAAAGGGAAGCCCAGGCUUGUCUUCAGAGCUGGGCCCCCAAGACCUGCUGGUGGCCAGCGUCACUGCUGUCCUUGUGGGCGGAUGUGUCCUCCUCCUGGUGAGGCAGCAGCAGCUGGUGAAGCCGCAGCCGGCGCUCCUGGCACCAGCUGGCUCUUCCCGUGUCUCCCAGGCCUCCGGGGCCACCGACCAGGACCAGAAGAGACUCCAGGGUCCCGAAGAACAAGCCCAGCCCCCAGCAGGCCCUGAUGCUGAGCAGCUCACCGUGGUGGGGAAGAUCUCCUUCAACCCCAAGGACGUGCUGGGCCGCGGUGCAAGUGGGACCUUCGUUUUCAGGGGUGAGUUCGAGGGCCGGGCUGUGGCUGUCAAGCGGCUCCUCCGGGAAUGCUUCAGCCUGGUUCGGCGGGAGGUCCAGCUCCUGCAGGAGUCGGACAGGCACCCCAAUGUGCUCCGCUACUUCUGCACCGAACGGGGACCUCAGUUCCACUACAUUGCCCUGGAGCUCUGCCGCGCCUCCCUGCAGGAGUACGUGGAGAACCCUAAGGGGGACCGCUGGGGCCUGGAGCCCGAGGCGGCGCUGCAGCAGCUGAUGUCCGGCCUGGAGCAUCUGCACUCCCUGCACAUCGUGCACCGGGACCUGAAACCUGGCAACGUGCUCAUCGCCGGGCCGGACAGCCAGGGCCGCUGCAGGGUGGUCCUCUCCGACUUCGGUCUCUGCAAGAAGCUGCCAGCCGGCCGCUACAGCUUCAGCCUCCGCUCAGGGAUCCCGGGUACGGAAGGCUGGAUGGCCCCCGAGCUCCUCCAGCUCUUGGCCCCUGACAGCCCGACCAGCGCCGUGGACAUCUUCUCCGCGGGCUGCCUCUUCUACUACGUGCUUUCUGGUGGCAGCCACCCCUUCGGGGAGAGCCUCUAUCGCCAGGCCAAUAUACAGGCGGGGACUCCCUCCCUGGGGCACCUGGAGGAGGAGGUUCAGGACAAGGUCCUGGCCCGGGACGUGGUGGCGGCCAUGCUGAGCCCGCUGCCUCGCGCGCGCCCCUCCGCGCCCCAGGUGCUGGCGCACCCCUUCUUCUGGAGCAGGGCCAAGCAGCUCCAGUUUUUCCAGGACGUCAGUGACUGGCUGGAGAAGGAGCCGGAGCGGGGGCCGCUGGUGACGGCACUGGAGGCAGGCGGGGCCGCCGUGGUGCGAGGCGACUGGCACACGCACAUCUCCGUGCCGCUGCAGACAGAUCUGAGACGGUUCCGGUCGUACAAGGGGACGUCGGUGCGGGACCUGCUCCGUGCCAUGAGGAACAAGAAGCACCACUACCGGGAGCUCCCGGCGGAGGCCCAGCGAGCACUCGGCCACAUCCCCGACGGCUUCGUGCAGUACUUCACGGCCCGUUUCCCCCGGCUGCUGCUCCACACGCACGGGGCCAUGAGGAGCUGUGCCUCCGAGAGCCUCUUCCUGCCCUACUACGCGCCAGCCUUGAGGGCCAGGGAGCCAUGCCCGGGGGCCGCGGGGAGCUGA